AUGGCGGCAGAUACGCAGAGCGAGCCUCGCAAAGCCAGAAGGACAGCCAACGCAUGCGUCGCUUGUCGCCAGAGCAAGAUAAAAUGCUCGGGAGAUGAUCCCUGUCAGAACUGCCAGCGGCGCUCUGUCCAGUGUCGCUUCACGGAGGGGGGUACCAAGGUUAUGGUGUCUGAAAAAUAUCUUCAAGAACUACAAAAGCAGGUAGAGGAGCAUCGACGGUCACCCUCCAGCACCACCUUUGACUCACAGAAGCAACCGGGAGACGCGCCCUAUCACUCAUCUCCAACUGCCCAGGCUGCGUCUGCUCCUCCUCAGUACCGCUCUCCUCUCGAUAUCCCAACGAUCCAGACGCAGACCUCUCUUCCCUACUGCUCUCCCCCCGUGUCCCAGUCCCAGCUCGCCGACCAGUUCUCGCCAGGGCUUAAGCGCACCAGCGACGUGGCGUUUGGGCCCAACGGCGACGUUAAUGGUGAGUGCAGGGCCGAUACUGCUCUUGCUUCUCCUGCACUCACAGCUGAAGGCACCCAACAACAUGCCGCUCCCUCUGACCCUGCUCAAGUGCCAGCCUUCCAGCCGACCGACUCUCCGCUCAGCAUCUGGCCGAGUGCUUUCACAAUACCCUCCAAAAUCAUCAAGAACACACGCAAGAACAGACGCACCUGGAUAUGGCUGGCUCCUUGGUCCACGUGGUCCUUUACCCUCCGCCUCAUGCUCAUGCUAGGCGACAAGCUACAGCCUGGAGCGCAAAUGAUCCCUCCGCAACUCGUUGAGAAUGACAUCUACACCAUCUCUUGGAACGCGCAGUCGCCUCAUGACCUACCCGACAUCAGCGGCCUCCCCUCUCUCGACCACGCCAUCUACCUAUUCUACACCUUCAAGUUCCACCUCGGCCAGACGUACAGAUUAUUUGACGAGGUCGAGUUUGAGAACCAGAUCCGCGAGUUCUACGCCAAUGCUCAGCAAAAGGCCGUCGAGAACCGCCUCUGGUAUGUCAAGUUCCUGUUGAUACUGGCCUUUGGCACGGCCUUUCACACGUCACAGCCGACGCUGGACAACGAGCCUCCGGGGUCCAAGUUCUUUGUGCGGGCAAUGGGUCUGAUGCCAGAUCAUACGGCUCUCUGGAAGGAUAGUCUGUUGGCCAUCGAGGUCUUGGCUAUGGCUGGUCUUUACCUGUACUCGAUCGAUGAGAGGGAGUCAGCCCACGUAUAUCUUGGCCAAGCCAUACGGAUUGCGCAAUUAGAAGGGCUUCAUACCCAGUUACCAGAGAGCGAGCUGGAUUCCCAAACACUUACCUCGUGCCGUGAUCUCUGGUGGACGUUGUAUAUCAUGGACCGGCACUUUUCGUCAUCUCUAGGGAUUCCAAUGUCGGUGCAGGACAGCGACAUAACCACGACGGUUAACCCUCCAAAUAUUGGCUCCCAAGGGGACAGUGCUCGCAGUCUACAGGUAAACUUGUCCCAUUUACUAUCAGUUAUCCUCACCACACUAUACAAGCCUGAGAAAACGCCCCUUGUCACAUUUCUCGAGCAAACAAGAGCUAUUCUACAUACCUUGGCGCAUCAUGCUCAAGAGAUUGAAAGGAUUAUUACCCUCAAGUUCCAAAACUCUGUCGACACAAUGCCCCGCGGGACACGUUACAUCACAUUACUGUACCAUCAGUGUGUCAUAGUUGCAACGCGGCCUCUUCUCUUAUCCGUUCUCAAAGAGAGACUCGACAUGCUGGGACAUCCGGGCGACGAGAAUUGGGAGAGUUUUCUCAGUCAGACAGCGGCGGUAAUUUCCACAGGCAUCAAGUCGGCCGUCAAAACCCUGCAGAUCUUGACAACCGAAUACAGCCUUCUUGAGGUCUUUCUACCGUACGACCUCGAGUUCACUUUUGGGGCGGCCCUCCAUCUGAACAUGGCCACGGCCCUCUUCCCUGGCGUCGCCGACGACCAGGGCUGCCGACAGCUCGGCCACCAGAUCCUGGAUAACAUGAUCUCCCGGGGGAACCGAGUCGCCGCCGUUCGAAAGCAGGAGCUGGUCUAUCUCGAAGUCCAAUGCCAGGAACUCAUCGCCCAAGUUCAACAGCAAGGUCUUCAGACGCUCUCCCUCGCCGCACCUGAUGAGACGGCUUCAGAACUUGCUCGAAAGGUCGACGAGGAGCAACAGCAGAGGCUGCUCUCCGCAGAGACGGAUGCGAGUGCGGCCUUGAGCAUGGGCCCAGACUCGAUCAAUCCCAUGCAUUGCGUGCAUCCUCACUUGACGAGCAACCUGGAGUUUCUUGAUAAUAUUGGCAUCUCGUCAGAGGAUUUCUUAACGAUCGUUCAACAAAUAGGGGAUCCAGACACUAUGCCGGAAAACAUGCUGACUCUUGAAUGA
Molecule: messenger RNA, 2361 nt
Organism: Fusarium keratoplasticum
Lineage: Eukaryota; Fungi; Ascomycota; Sordariomycetes; Hypocreales; Nectriaceae
Exons: 8
Coding region: 1-2361 (786 amino acids)
Biological process (GO): DNA-templated transcription; positive regulation of transcription by RNA polymerase II
Cellular component (GO): nucleus
Molecular function (GO): sequence-specific DNA binding; DNA-binding transcription factor activity, RNA polymerase II-specific; zinc ion binding
Source: RefSeq, a predicted model, not a curated record